Molecule: messenger RNA, 1446 nt
Organism: Drepanopeziza brunnea f. sp. 'multigermtubi' MB_m1
Lineage: Eukaryota; Fungi; Ascomycota; Leotiomycetes; Helotiales; Drepanopezizaceae
Biological process (GO): coenzyme A metabolic process
Molecular function (GO): hydroxymethylglutaryl-CoA reductase (NADPH) activity
Source: RefSeq, a predicted model, not a curated record
AUGGUCAGUGACGAGAAUGGCCAUUUCGACCUACUCGUGUACCAAGCUCAUUGGCUGUCAGGCGCCCUGAUUGCGAGCAUCGUAUAUUACAUCCAACGACCACAUGUUCGCGUUGGCUUCACUUCAAAUUCAUACCAGGCUUUCCAAAUUCGCACCUCGGGCAGUCUACCCACUGCCCCUAUGUCUCCCGCUCUCGAUCGUCCAUUGGGAAAGCCACUCGUCGUCAACCUGAUCACCCCCUCAGAGUCACAGCCCGAGCCCAACGAAGCAGCAGUUCCGCUCAAGCCGGAGACACCGCCAGCAACCGAGGACCGAGAACCAAGACUCAGCCCUCAGAUUCAGCAGGUGCCCACAAUCUCUCGAGACAUCACACCGGCCAAGGACGUCAAAAGCGAGAACUGCAUCGGCUUCGCCUCCAUUCCCGUCCGCCUCGCAGGUCCCUUGGAAUUUCAUGGGACCUACCAGAAACGGAACAGCAUCAACGCGCCUCUCGCAACAACCGAGCCCAUACUCGUCGCAUCAUGCACACGCGGCUGCGAGGCCUUUUCUGCCUGCGGCGGUGUUUCGGCAUCGGGGCUCAAAGAGGGUCUAGCUCGCAGCCCGGCGUUCACCUUCUCGAGCGUUUCCCAAGCACUCGGAUUCUACACCGCCGUCCCGUCGCUGUUCCGCUACCUAAAGAAGGCAGCUGAGCGGACGACGAGACAUGGGAUCUUGACGUCCGUCACCCCCCACAUCGUCGGUACCUCAGUUCAUGUCCGGUUCGUGUACACGUGCGGAGAUGCGACGGCUGGGCAGGCCAUGACGACUUGGGCGACUGACGCCGCGUGCUCGGCGCUCAUGCUUGAGCGUCGUCCCCCGGGACUGAUCCACUUCAUGAGCGACGGGAACACGUCCGGGGACAAGGAGCUUGCCUGGGGAUCUCUGCCGGAGCCCAGCGGGGUGUCGGUCAUCGCAUGGGGGACGAUCACCCACGAUGCCAGUGAGACGAUGCUGGGAUGCUCCACCCAGGAGUUGAAGUCCGCGCUGUCGGUGCUCGAGGGGGGCGGCGCGAGACACGGUCAGAUCGGGCAGGGCGUCAAUAGUACCGCGAACAUCGUGGCCGCGAUGUUCAUCUCGUGUGGUCAGGACGUGGCAUCCGUACUCGAGUCCGGAGUCUCCCAUCUCACCGGCGAGUAUGACCCAACGACGAAAGACCUCACCUUGAGCCUGUCCUUCCCAUCCCUGCUGGUCCGUACCGUGGAGAGCUCAGCGAGUCACGCCACUCAGAGAGAAGCGCUGGAGCUCGUCGGUUGCGCGGGAGCGGGCAGGAGGUGGGCCUUCGCUGAGACGGUGGCGGGGUUUGCGCUGGCGCUGAACUUGAGUACGCUGGCUGCCUUCGCUAGCAACACGUUGGCGGCUGGUCACAAGAACAACAACUUGGCUCGGGGACCGAAGGCGAAGCUUUGA